This is a messenger RNA of Effrenium voratum, 1604 nucleotides long. Lineage: Eukaryota; Dinophyceae; Suessiales; Symbiodiniaceae. The record is from the annotation of a GenBank genome assembly.
GAGACGACCUGCUUAUGUGAUUGCGUCGCCAUGCCCCCGAAGAAGGCGAAGGCUGAUCCCGGCGAGGCUGAGCGCAAGAAGGCCGCAUUGGAGGCCACGCGGCGGGCCAUCCAGGAGCUCGUGGCCAAAGGAAAGGGCAAGGGCCGGCCAGAGGCGCAGGGCCCCGCCAAAGAAGCACCUGAGAGGGCGCCCGAUGCCAGUCCAUCCAAAGUCCCGAAGGCCAAAGCGGCAGCAAAGGACAACCCGAAAGGGAGGGCCAAAGACGCCAGUCCUGCAAAAUCGCCGAGGGCGAAAGCGCCAGACGCCAGCCCUGCGCCCAAAGCGGCACUGGAUGGCAGCCCUUCAAAAGCAGGGCCUCGGGCCAAAGAUGCCAGCCCUGCAAAAGCCAAGGCCAAAGCGGGAUGGAUGGGGAGUGCCACAUCACGCCGCCUGCGUGCGAGAGCAGAGGACGAGGAUGAGGAGGUGAAGAAGCCAAGCAAGAGGCGGCGCAUGCCGCCGAAAGCACCAGACUCCCACGCGUCCAGCGAGGUGCUGGCACUGCUGUCUCGCCUGGCGAGCCUCGACGAGAUGCAGCGCAGCGCCUUCGCAGCAGGCUACGAUGCUGUCAGCAUGCCGCUGAACAAGGUGACGAAGGACAUGGUUCGUGAAGCAUUCACAUGGUUGAAGGCCAUCGAGCGAGAGCUGGCCAAGCCGGAGCAGUGCGCGGACUCCUUAGAAGCCUUGAGCGAGUCCUUCUACCAGGUAGUGCCUUUGCUGCAGUCGGAGGGCAAGGAGCCGAUUGUCACACCGGAGCUCUUUAACAAGAGGCUGCGCGUGGUUUCCCUGCUCUCCGACACUGAGGCGGCGCAUGCACAGAUGCGCCUCCUCUUGCAGUUUGCCCAAGAGGCAGCCGCAUCAGGCGAGGGGAGUCUCAACGCCGGGCAACUGCAGCUGCUGUACAAGAGCCUGAAGUGCGAGAUCCGCGCGGAGCCUGACGGCAGCGACGCGAUGAGGAUGGUCCAGCAGUACCUUGGCGAGAGACACGGCGCUCCGCUCAAGCUGAAGGGGCUGUUCUCCCUCUCGAGGCCGCAGGCCCCGAGCAACCUGGCGGGCAAGCGGCUGCUGUGGCACGGGGUGCCGCGGACCGCCUGGCUGGGGCUCUUGGCCAAGGGCCUGCGGCUGCCGCCCCGGGAGGCACCCAGCUGCGAUGCCUUCGGCAAGGGCCUCUACUUCUUUGACUCCGCAGGCGCCGCGCUGGACUUUGCCUCUGGCAGCGACUUCCUGCUGCUGGCGGAGGUGGCGCUGGGGGCGUCCCGGCAGCUGGACCAUCCGGACAGUCGGGCCGAGCGGCUGCCGCAGGGCGUGCAGUCAGUCAUGGGCGCCGGCGUGUGGUGUCCAGACCCCGCAGGAGAGCGCAGGCUGCCCGAUGGCCUUGCGGUGCCUUUGGGAACGCUGCGCCAGGUGAAAUCCACGGGGGACUUGAUGCACAACCACUACGUUGUGUACAACGCUGGGCAGGCUCAGCUCAAGUAUUUGGUGGAGGUGGAAAGUGCAGCUGACAUCCCUGCGUGAGCGAUGCAUGCCUUUGCGCGUCCCGCGGAGUGACGAGCAAGAUGAAGGGAGGG